GAUGUGACAGAGGUGGAGCAGGCAGAGGAGCAGGCGAAGCAGGAAGACCAGAUACUCAAGAAACAGGAGUUGUCUAACCUGCCUUCAUGAGAAAGAAGUACCUGAAGGCUCUGGGCCUGGCCAUCUCCCUGGACCAGCCACACACUGUGCUCAAAGUCAUUAAAGCGAUCCGCCAGGGGGAAGAUGGUGCUAAGCAGCUGGAGAAGACUGUGCUGAAGCUGCGCCAGGACCAGAAAG
Molecule: messenger RNA, 237 nt
Organism: Salvelinus sp. IW2-2015
Lineage: Eukaryota; Metazoa; Chordata; Actinopteri; Salmoniformes; Salmonidae
Product: transducin beta-like protein 3
Biological process (GO): endonucleolytic cleavage in 5'-ETS of tricistronic rRNA transcript (SSU-rRNA, 5.8S rRNA, LSU-rRNA); endonucleolytic cleavage to generate mature 5'-end of SSU-rRNA from (SSU-rRNA, 5.8S rRNA, LSU-rRNA)
Cellular component (GO): small-subunit processome; nucleolus; 90S preribosome
Molecular function (GO): U3 snoRNA binding
Source: RefSeq, a predicted model, not a curated record